Messenger RNA from Eufriesea mexicana, 713 nucleotides. RefSeq names its product signal peptidase complex catalytic subunit SEC11 homolog C twr (gene twr). Bases 87 to 629 code for a protein of 180 amino acids. Gene Ontology annotation, molecular function: serine-type endopeptidase activity. NCBI's taxonomy places the organism in Eukaryota, Metazoa, Arthropoda, Insecta, Hymenoptera, Apidae. The transcript is spliced from 4 exons. Gene Ontology annotation, cellular component: signal peptidase complex; membrane. The record is from RefSeq and is a predicted model, not a curated record.
GUUACCGGUUGUGUUUAAACAGAAUUGAAAUUAGAGUUGUAAUUGUUCUGCUUACAUCGUGAUUCUUAUAAAGAACGGUUAUAAUCAUGUUGCAAUCAAUAUUUGACGAUAUGCGACGAAUGAAUAAACGUCAGUUCCUGUAUCAAAUGUUAAGUUUUGGUAUGAUUGUUUCAUCUGCCUUAAUGAUUUGGAAAGGUCUGAUGGUCGUAACAAGUAGUGAAAGUCCAAUUGUGGUAGUUCUCAGUGGUAGUAUGGAACCAGCAUUUCAUAGGGGAGAUUUAUUAUUCUUAACUAAUUAUCACGAUGAACCAGUCAGAGUAGGAGAAAUUGUUGUUUUCAAAAUUGAAGGUAGAGAUAUACCAAUUGUGCACAGAGUACUUAAACUACAUGAAAAGGGUGAUGCAAAUGAUACUAUUAAAUUUCUAACAAAGGGUGAUAACAAUUCUGUUGAUGAUAGAGGUUUAUAUGCACGUGGUCAAUUAUGGUUGACACACGAGGAUGUUGUUGGUAGAGCAAGGGGUUUCUUACCAUAUGUAGGAAUGAUUACAAUAUACAUGAAUGAAUAUCCCAAAAUUAAAUAUUUUGUCUUAAUGUGUUUAGCAAUAUAUGUGUUGAUACACAGAGAAUAAGUGUAUUUCAUAUGGUAAAUUAUAUGAAAUAAAGUGUUAUUGCAGCAUUGUAAAAUUAAAUCCUAAUUGAUAACUUAAAUAUAC